UUUUAACGAAUGUGUCGUCUGGGUGAAGGCGGAGACGACGAGGCGCCCGGACUGUGAGAUGCGUCCUCCCCCGACUCUGCUGUGCUUCUUCUGCACGGAGGCUCUCUGGCGACCAGCUCGUCCAUGAGGACCACCGCGGAUCUAGAUGGACGAUCACGACUGACCGGGACACUGGAGUUAUUUUCUCUUGAGUCAUUGCUUUAAACUUAGCGACGAUGUCUGUCUCCACGGUAUUGGCAAAGGCCCUGUUUGACAACACAGCCGAGAGCCCGGAGGAGCUGGCUUUCCGGAAGGGUGACAUACUGAUGGUUCUUGAACAAGAGCAGGGUGGUGGCCCGGGCUGGUGGCUCUGCUCCCUGCAUGGCAGACAGGGCAUCGCCCCUGCGAACCGUCUUCGACUCCUCCAAACCGCCCCACCCCCAGGGUCAGACCCCCACCGUGGCCCCGUUGAGGACUCUGUCUACCUGUCUCCCGUCCCCCCGCUGAACCGGACUGCAGUCAGCGGGAGUGCAGAGGACAUGGAUGGAGUGUAUCGCUCCCCGCCAGGUGUUGGUGAGGUGCGAGGAGCUGGUUUAAGGCCAGGGGAGCUCCGCAGAGUCGAGGACGGGCGCCCACGCUCGCACUCAAGCUCUGGCCUCCGGCCAAGACCUGACUGGGACUUAGAGGGGGCAGGGCGUCCACGCUCACCCUCUCUGAGAGGCCGAGGCACAGAAGUGACAGGAACACUUUAUCAGACUCCAGUAAGUCCCAUGCCUUCAGCAGCUCAGCACGCCAGACAACCAGGAGCUCCCACAGCUUCAGAGUCGGUGUACCUCGCACCCACUGGAGUUCCAAGGGCAGCUGAUGAACCAGAGGACACUACAUAUCUAAUUCCUAGAGAAACAACUGGACACUCGGACGACUGUUAUUUGGUGCCCAAAGGUACGCCUCUUGCAGAUGACGAUGUUUACCAAUCCCCAACAGGGGGGAUUGUGGGCAAUGCUGUGUGCUCUAAUGGCCUUAGUGUAACACCUGGUACCCCCCAGCUGAAAGUGAGCCAGGACACACCUGCGAUGUACCAAACACCUACCCCUGUGGGAGCAAACUUCCACAGGACUUCUGCCACAGCGUUGGCCCACCAGCACCCAUCUCAAUUAACCCCUAUCCAAGCAUCUCCCAGAGCUUCGCUCAAGGGAGGUUCACCCAGCCCCGCUGUUGCAAAGGGCAAACCCAGCCUGGCCUGUCACCGGGGGUCUCCUCUGCUGGUCCGAGCAGGGCAGGUCAGGGUUCCUGGUUCGCCGCUCUUUGCCCGUAAACCUCCUCCACCAGCUCCUCCGGUCAGGGGAGUAACCAGGAAAGAUUCGGCACCAUCAUCGGCUGAUUCUAACUCUGUAACUAAACCCGCUGCUCGGGUCUCUUCUGCGAGCCUGCAAGAGGAGGACAAACAGAGGGGGGGUCCUCAGAGUAAGGAGGACAGGACGAAUAAUGUCCUGGAGAAAAGCAACAACGCGCUGAACAAAAGAGGAGAUAAACCAGAUUACUCGGAUGAUGUGGAUGAGCAGGUGUACGACACCCCUCCCAGUGGCAGAUGGCAGCACCCUGUCCCAUCUUCCAUUGGUGAUGAUGAUGACGAUGAUAGCAUCUAUGACACCCCUCGCAGUCUCCCACCACAAACUGAUUCUGAGUCGGAGGUCUAUGAUGUCCCCACCAUCACUCUCAAUAUGUCCACAUCAGAUGUCCAGCCUGAAGAAGGCGAUGAAGACGUAUACAGUGUUCCUACACUGCCAGGGGUGCCUCUGGGCCCGGGGGAGUCCACCACCAGCCUCUCUGGCGAGGAUGUCGGACCGGCCUAUCGCGUCCUAGCAUCUGAGAAACGAGUUAGCAGUCACAACCGGGACUCCUCUGAACCCGACUGUGGCAUCUACGACAUGCCCGCGCUCACCGGCGAAGUGCUCCCUCACUCUUUGUCGUCCUCCUCCACCUCCACUCGCCGCCUCUCCGUUUCUAGCAACGGCUCAGGCGACGUGCAGUGGAGAGCCACACUCGCCGGCUUCGUCCACUCGGUGCUGAGCGCCGCCUCCGGCUCGGCCUCCGCUCUGUCGUCGCGCGACCUGGCCGCCUCGUUGGCCGAAAUCCUGUCGACGUGGAAAGCGUGCCAUUCGGACGACCCGCCGCCGACUCUUCAGCAGGCGUGGGCUCGUCUGUUGGACCUCCUGCCGGCGUUGUCCGCUAUCGGCAACGCGCCGCCGUCCGAAGGGCUGUUGACGCUGGUCCAGCGCUCCUUAGAGGAGAGCGCCCUCCUCCUGCAGGCUCAGGGCCGACCGCGCUUGCCUUCCCAAGACUCCCUGUCCCGCAGGCCGCUGCCCGCGCUCCCAGUGCCCGAUGGGAAACCCUCAGGUGGUGGGAUGGGCUCCCGUAAAGGAAGCUGGAUCCAAGAGCGGCCCCUGCCGCCGACCCCUCACCCCGCCUUCCCCAUGCCCCCCACUCUGUCGACGGUGACGCUGACCAUCGGCCCCGCUGACGGCGACGACGAUGACCCCAGCAACGAGUACGCGGGGAUUGGCUUGACCCCGAUCCCUGCCCCCGUACCGACUGGGGACAGCGUUGGCUAUGUCAAGCUGCAGGGUAAACCUGAGCCACUUCCUGAUAUUCUGAGUGAGAACGGACACAUACAAAACAUCAAUGCAGAUCCAACGUUGACCCCAUCCCCUCCGCUUCCUGUGUCCCUCUCCCUGGAGGACUCGGAGCUGCUGUCCUUUUACUCGUCUCAGAGCCUCGCUCACCUCUCCUGCCUGGCGGACGCCAUCGACGUGCUAUUCAGCAGCGUGCAGGGCAACCAGCCGCCUCGCAUCUUCGUAGCCAGGGGAAAGAGUCUCAUCGUGACGGCACACAAAUUGGUGUUCAUUGGGGACACGCUCUCCCGCCUUCUCACCUCCGCCGGCGUCCGGGCCAAGAUCACAACCUCAGGGGGACGACUCUGUCAGUCCUUGAAGUCGGUUGUCGUGGCAACGAAAGGCGCCGCACAAAACUACCCGUCGGUAUCCGCCACCCAGGACAUGGUGGACCGCGUCGCUGAGCUCUCCCAGCAGGCCGCCGGCUUCUCCACUCUGCUGCAGCGCCUGGCAGAAAUAUCUUCAUGAUAUUUCCAAAUCACUUGCUUAAAAACUUUGUUUACACUACACAUAUAUAUUUUCUCCUUUAAAAAAAAAAAAAUGCCUUAUUUGUUGUUAGACUCUUGCGUUCGAAUGGGAUCGGAGCAAGCGGCGGCGAAACCCUGGAAUCGGGUUUCGCCUCGCUGCAGCUGUUACUAGGAUGGGUUGUGAGUGUUGGUUCUGUCCUCCAAGUGUGUGUUGGCUUGCCUUUUUGUGCUUUGAUGCCAGGCACACUUGUCUUUUUGAGUGUUAACUUAUUGAAUAUUUAAAGCCCCUCCGUGGCUUUGAGCGUCCGCGCGGACUGUUUGUCUUAGGAACUUUGCUUUAUUAUGCUUGCCAUAUUUUCUUUCCCUCACAUGAUAGCCAUUUUCCUUCCUUCCUUCCCUUUUUAUUUAUUCAGCCAGCCAUCCCCCCUUGUUCCAAAAAUAGCCCAGAAGGAGGCCUAACAUCCUGGUUCUGUCCUACUUUCUACUGUUAACCUGAAAGGCCUUUUUGUGCUUAUUAUUCUGAAGCUGUUGACGCAGCAUAUCGAGUGUUUUGGGAUUAAUAUGGAUGGAGUUGUGGAGUAGGUAGUGUCCCCGACUUCCAUUCAUGAAUCUGCAAGUAUGUGUUGUGUUGUCCCCAUUUUCCACAAGAAAGCAAUCUGCAGUACAGCUUGUAAUCCAUUAGAAGAGAUAACGAGAAGCCUCUCGACGCAUGCAGGUGCACACGCCGCAUGAGGAAAAAAAAAAUCCUGUCUGACAGACAGUAUUCGAGAGUCGGUUAUGCUAGUUGGGGGAGGAUUGACCUAAUCCUGUUCUUUCCCACAGUCACAUGGUAUCCUGGCAGCGGAUAAGAAACCUUUUCCAAGCUCACCUGUCGCUACAUGUCUUGCAGAUGCAUGCAUACCUUUCUUUGACUUCUUUUGCUUUUCAUGUUCAUUUCCCACAAGAUGUUAAACCGCCCGUCAGCAGUGCUUACUCACUUUCAUGUCGAGUAGAAACUCGGGCCCGGUGUAAUGACGAUAUCGUUAAUUCAUAAUGUAAGCAGGUAAACGCAGUUCAGUUGACACUUGCCAUUUUACAAUAUAUAUAUAUAUAUAUAUACACUAGUUUUUGAUAAAAGGGGGGAACUUUGCAUCUUAAAUCCCACAAAACACCCAUUUCCUUUUUUCAGACUACCCUAAGAAAAUAGUAUUACAGUCUGACCUCAACCAUUUUUGUUUAUACAAGUUAUCAGAUUUUAUUUGUUGGUCUGUGGGCAAACGGCCCAUAAAACGUGUCAACACUACAAAGGUACUCUAAAAAGUUGGGGUUGGAAUACUGACAAAUUGCUCUCAUCGUUGGUCAUAUUUUUUAAUCAUGCAUUGUUAUUGGUGUUUUUUUUCCAGCUCAAAUUCAGUAUCAUGAGGGCAUCGCAUAAUUGUCUCACUUGUGUGGCUUUGGUUAAAUCAUUCUUUGAAGAAUACUUAAUUUUCCUGCUUUGACAUCUCUGCUGCUGCAGUGCCACCAUGUGGAGGUUUGAGGUGUUUCUUAAUGAAAGCCUGCUUGGCAAAACAAGCUCUACACUAGGACGAGAGCAUGAUUGGCAAGUAACCUUUAGCAGUAUAUUUAUUACUGUCAUUUGUUAUGUUAUUUGCUUUCCUGUUUGCAUGGCUUUAAUUUGCGUAUUUUUUUUAUAUAUAUGCACAUAGCUCGCCAUGGGGUGCUAUAUUACUGGGUAAUUUACGAAGAACAUUUUCUUUCUGAAAAAAUAUGCUGCCUUACACUUCAAAGAUGUGGCUGUUUUUUCUUUUGUACAAGGAAGUUUUCUACACUACGUGAACUCGUAUGAGUCUGUUAUCUGUAUUUGCUGAGGUAUAGAAGUGAAUCUUUGACUUUUCUCCCACAGUAAUACACCUCUUACAUUUAACACUACAUUUGAUGUUUGUCUUGUAUUCCUGUUCAGAAUGCACAAAUACAUCUUUUGUAAUUAAACAACUGUUUGGAUUAUUUAA
Pseudoliparis swirei is the source of this 5106-nucleotide messenger RNA. It is a transcript of the gene efs, whose product is annotated as embryonal Fyn-associated substrate. Gene Ontology annotation, molecular function: protein binding. The transcript has 7 exons. Bases 216 to 3119 code for a protein of 967 amino acids. Gene Ontology annotation, cellular component: cytoplasm; plasma membrane. The record is from RefSeq and is a predicted model, not a curated record. Lineage: Eukaryota; Metazoa; Chordata; Actinopteri; Perciformes; Liparidae. Gene Ontology annotation, biological process: cell migration; cell surface receptor protein tyrosine kinase signaling pathway.